AUGUCUUCACAAUUCAAGGCUGUAGCGAAUGCCUCUCGUGAAGUGGGUCGUGAUCUGUUGCAGCAAAUGGGCUCACAAAUUAAUUUAUUGUCCAGCAACAUUGCUGGAAGUGGAGUUCCUUUGGGGUUCAAAGCAGAUUUGAAAGACCUUGUUGGUCCCACAGAGGACAAUCUUAUCCGAAUUUCUGAACAUGAGAAUGAUGAUGACGACGAGGUCUAUGACUCGGAUGAUGAUGCCAUUUUCAAACAAUUGGAACACAAUAAUAAUUUUCUUUCAUUUGAAAACAAUGACGAUGAUGAUAUAGUGGACAGUAGUGAGAGAACAUCAACCCUUCGGAUGGCAGGUCAAUGGGAAACUUUGGUACCGACUUUAGAGAGCAGUGCCGAAAUUAAUACGUCCCUGUCAUCUACAACACCAGCAACAACAACAAUACCCUCUUCCCGAACAAGUAAAACAAGAAGAACCACCAAUGAAGAGGAAACGAUCCAAAUUGAUGAUGAUGAAGGCUCUUCUUCUUCUCAGCAAAAACAACAGCCUCAAUUUGUAAGCCUUCGAACACAUCAACCUCAUGAAAUUGACCCAUCCACAUCUGGUAGUAGCUCUAACACUGCUACAGUCAUGGCACCAAUCACACAAACCUAUGAACCAUCAUUGCCACCCUCCUCAACUGCAAAGCCUUCCUCUGUGUCAUCCAUUAGAAAAGCUUGGCUCAUUCCCGUUUCUAUUCAUGAAGCAAUGGCAAAGCAUCAAGAUGAAGAUGAUGUGGAGCCGCCACCACAAGACAAACAAGCUCUACUUGUUGACGUGAAUGAUCAAGGAACCAAAAAACGACGUCGUAAAAUUCGUUGGUAUCACACAAAAUGCUUCAUUAUUGGAAGUGCUAUCUUGUUGACCUUUAUUGCCAUUCUCACUAUCAUUUUGUCAUACCUUAUUUUCUACAAGCAUAAUCAUUUACUGUUUGUGUGUGGAAGUAUUGAAUUUAUUGUGGUGAGCUUGUUUGAGGCAACAAUUUUAAUAUGCUGCAGUAUCGUUGCUUUUAAAUUGAAUGAAUGGUAUCAACAAUAUCAUGGUGAAGCUGCAUCUGACGAAGAUUUGAAAUUGAAGUAUUCGGAUAACCCUGCGAGGGACAAAUUGAUUUUGAAAUUUCAAAACGCUACUGUGGUGGUAUCAAUUUGUUUAUUAACUUUGUUGACUCUAGUUUAUGUUGGAGUAUUUUCUGGAUUAAUUUAUGCAGGUUAUUUGACAUUGGCCUCGUUUAGUGGAACCGAGAUAUACACAUCACUUCGAAGUCAAGUGAAAAUUGAAAAAGAAAAAGGAUCUCAAGUUCUGCAUAUUCAUGGUAAAACAGACUAUGACGUUUUUUUUGCACAGGGUGUUAUGACUGCAAAAGAGAGACUUUUCCAAAUGGAAGUUUUACGAAGAAUGGGUCAAGGAACAUUAUCAGCACUCGUUGGCGAGGAUGCCCUAGAAAUUGAUGUAUGGAGCAGAACGUUAGGAUUAUUGAGAUCGGCUAAAAAGAAUUUGGCAUACUUGGACGAAAGAACCAACAAGACAUUGAAUGCUUUCUUUGAUGGCGUGAACAGCUAUAUCAGAAGCGAUCCAAAACUUCCUCCCGAGUACAGACUCUUCUAUAAGAAAAAAACAAUUCACGUAUUUGAACCUGUUGACGCAUUGCUGUUUUGGAAGUUGAAUUCUCUCGAUUACUCCACGAAUGCCUUCAUGGAACAAAUGAGAUUUUCUGCAUUGAGAAAGAAUUUUACAGUUUCAGAAGCGAUGGAAUUCUUUCCAAUAUAUCCUAGAGCUUGGCCUUCACAGUUUAAGCAAUCUGAUUUGAAUUUGACUUCGGUGACAAAUGAACAAAUUGAAUUUCUCUACGAUAGACACAAUAACAAUAAUGGUGCUUAUGUUCCUCGAGUGAAUACGCAGCCAAACGAUGGUGGCGAAGAUGACGGUGGCAAUACUGGAGGUGACGAAGAAAAUAGACGUCGAAGAAAAAGCCAAUACAGCAAUUCUGCAAGCGACCUUUUUUCACAGCUUCUUUCAAAAUUGGAGUUGAAACAACCUGUGAUUUAUAAGAGCAUUCAAAGUGUUUUCAAUAAGAAACAAUAUGAAUCAUAUUUCGCUUCCAAUGCCUGGGCAGUUAGCGGAAACAAAACAAAAAGCGGAAAACCAAUGCUAGCUAAUGAUCCACACAUGACAUUGACUUCUCCUCUUCCUUUCCUUAUGUUCCAUUUAAUUUCAGAUGAGAGUGGUUUGAACGUAAUAGGCUCUGCCUACCCACUUGUUCCAGGAGUAUUCGUCGGUCGUACCACCAAUACUUCAUGGGGAAUUACAUCAUCAGGUAGUGAUGUUCAAGAUUUAUAUGUCAUGAAUGAGACAUCUGAGAGUACAUACAUGGUGAAUGGAACUGAAAUGAGAUAUGACAUAUUCCAAGAAGAAAUUCACUUGGAUAAUACUCAAAGAGUCACAUUAUUUGUGAAAGAAGGUAUUUACGGCCCAGUAGUGAAUCCAUUGUAUAGACUUGAAGGCGCGGAACCAUUAGCAAUGAAAUGGGUUGGACUAGCAAAAGAUGAUACCACUCUAAAUGCAGUGAUUGGAGCCAUGUAUCAAAAUUCUUGGUGGGGAUUCUACAAUACUAUGAGUAGUUUUGUUUCGCCACCAUUGAAUUAUAUUUAUGCUGAUAAGGAGAACAACAUUUGUAGUCAAGUUGUUGGUAGAAUUCCUAUUCGAAAAUAUGGUCACAGUGGACAAUUCCCUGUAUCUGGUAACGGAACCUAUGAAUACUUGGGCUAUAUUCCUUACCAAGAUUUGCCUUUUGUUUGCAAUCCUAAAGAUAGACAUUAUGUCGUUGCUGCCAAUGCAAAGAACGAACCUCCUGGAUAUCCUUAUUAUUUGGGUGGAGAUGUUGCUACAAAGUAUAGAUUUGAAAGAAUUGAAGAAUUAUUGAAGUCAAAGACAAACACCACUGUUAUGAACACCACCCAUAUGUCUGACAUUCAAUUGGACACCUUCUCCAAAUUAUUUGUUGAUUUUAAGCCAUUCAUAUCUGCCUUGAAAAAUUACAGUCAAAUACUAUCUUUUGAUCAAGAAGUAUGGAGAAAGAAGUUAGAACAGUGGAAUGGCUAUCUCACCGUUGGAUCCAAAGAAGCUAGUAGUGGUAAUUGUACACGAUCACAAAAUCAAACAUGUCUUGCAUUUGCAGCAGAGGCAUUUAGGCAAACUGUAAUUGACUUGAAGAUAUUCUCGAGAAGCGAUGUGAUACCCUCAUGGGGUAUUGGUAUUCACUCCACCACAUAUUUCCAUCCAAUUUUCCAUAAUCAAUUUGUUGGAUGCUUUUGUGACAAACGUCACUAUGUUUCGGGAGGCACGGACAGUAUCAAUUUUUCAAGAGUUACUGAUAGAGCUGGUUUAGAUUCUUCACAUGGUGUUGGAUAUCGACAAGUCAUUUCUAUGAGUGAUGCAGAUGGUGAUAGAUUCAUUACUCCCUUGGGCCAAAGUGGAAACUGGCUCGAUAGUACAUACAGCAACAAUCUCAAAUUUUUGCAGAGGGAAGAUAUCACCCUUUGA
Messenger RNA from Naegleria lovaniensis, 3567 nucleotides. RefSeq lists its product as uncharacterized. Gene Ontology annotation, molecular function: hydrolase activity, acting on carbon-nitrogen (but not peptide) bonds, in linear amides. Gene Ontology annotation, biological process: antibiotic biosynthetic process. The transcript is spliced from 2 exons. The record is from RefSeq and is a predicted model, not a curated record. Bases 1 to 3567 code for a protein of 1188 amino acids. NCBI's taxonomy places the organism in Eukaryota, Heterolobosea, Eutetramitea, Acrasida, Naegleriidae.